Molecule: messenger RNA, 905 nt
Organism: Acipenser ruthenus (sterlet)
Lineage: Eukaryota; Metazoa; Chordata; Actinopteri; Acipenseriformes; Acipenseridae
Product: liver-expressed antimicrobial peptide 2-like
Exons: 3
Coding region: 71-358 (95 amino acids)
Biological process (GO): antimicrobial humoral immune response mediated by antimicrobial peptide; defense response to bacterium
Source: RefSeq, a predicted model, not a curated record
GAGUGAGGGAUGAAGUGAGGUCGGGAACCCAGCAGGAUUGCUAGCAAGAACUCCAUCCACCUCCUUCACAAUGCUGUCAGACAUCUUUAACUCAAGGGCUAUAGUGGUGUGCAUUGGGGUGCUAAUGCUCAGCUAUCAGGUCUGCUCAAGUCCCAUCCAGAAAGCUGAUUCCUCCAGUGUGGUUGACAGUCCAGCCUCCCUCAGCUGGCAGGCUGUAAAGCGGUUCGCUCGGAUGACCCCCCUCUGGAGAAACAUUGGUACCAAACCCCACGGAGCGUACUGCCAGCACCACCACGAGUGUUCAACCAAGAUCUGCAGGCAAGGCCAUUGUUCAUUGAACCAGAACUUCAAAUCCUAAGAGGAGUGAGAGAGGAGUCUUAUUUGGAAGCAUGAAGAAAUACGAGCAAGUGAUGGACGGCAAUUCUUAACUACUCCAGUUAUUGAAAUAUUGAAAUAAUACCAGUACUGUAUAUGUAUUGUAAGGCAGUGUGUUGUGUGAGACAGCAGGGAGGGGGUUAAAACCUACCUGAAGGAAAAAUUGCACCUUUUUGUAUUUAGUUAAUUAGUUUUGUUAAUUGUUUUAUUAUUAAUUAUCCCCUGCACCUGGUAGCUAUUGUAAAUUAGAGCCAGGUGCAGGGUAUUUACGAGGAGCAGUCAGUUUGCUCAAGGCUGCUGAAUAGAGGGAGGCAGAAAGAGGUGCUCUGCUUCCCAGCAGUCAUAAAAGAGUAAGUGCUGGGUAAACCGGUGAGUUUGUGUCGGUGCCAGGUAAACGGCUUAGCCGUCCUGCAAGUUAGUCAGGGAAAUUACCUGUUUAGUUAGAGCUCGUACAGAGCUAGGUGUUUGUUUUGUAUUUUGUUUAUUUUGUGUUUAUUAAAAAUUAGCGCAACCGCGCUUUGAAAACGCCA